AUGGGUAUUAUUAGAUUGCCAUCAACUAUUCAGAAUCUUAAGCAAGCUCUUAAGCUUCACUCAUCAACUGCUGGAGCUAAGCAUCACCACCACCAUCAUUCUGGUGUCCCAAAGGGCCAUAUUGCAGUUUAUAUUGUGGGAGAAAUUCAAGAGAAGAAAAGGUUUGUCGUUCCUAUAGCUUAUUUGAACCACCCAAAAUUCAAGGAGUUGCUAAAGAAAGCAGAGGAAGAGUUUGGUUUUGACCACCCAAUGGGUGGUUUGACCAUUCCAUGCAGAGAAGACACUUUUGUCCAUAUCACUGCUCAAUUAAAUGUUGCUUCAUGUUGA
Molecule: messenger RNA, 327 nt
Organism: Cannabis sativa
Lineage: Eukaryota; Viridiplantae; Streptophyta; Magnoliopsida; Rosales; Cannabaceae
Product: auxin-responsive protein SAUR24-like
Exons: 1
Coding region: 1-327 (108 amino acids)
Biological process (GO): response to auxin
Source: RefSeq, a predicted model, not a curated record